AUGUGGGAAUCUGAGAGUGAGUCAGCGGCAGGACACAAAUAUGGGGGUCGACUUCUCACUUCAAGUAACCAUGGUGUCCAGACAGAAGGAUUUGUGCAAAGAGGCCACUCUUGGUAUGUUGCUACGGAUAUUCCAAGUGACGUUCUAGUUCAAAUUGGAGAAGCUAGCUUCCACUUGCACAAGUAUCCCUUGGUAUCUCGAAGUGGAAAGCUGAGCAGAGUCAUAUAUGAAAGGCAUGACCCAGAUUUGAAUAAGAUAGUUAUGGAUGAUGUCCCUGGUGGGGCAGAGGCUUUUGAGCUUGCGGCCAAGUUCUGCUAUGGAGUUGCUAUUGAUUUAACAGCAGGCAACAUCUCAGGGCUAAGAUGUGCUGCAGAGUAUCUAGAAAUGACUGAGGACCUAGAGGAAGGGAAUCUUAUAUUCAAGGCAGAAGCAUUCCUUAGCUACGUUGUUUUGUCUUCAUGGAGAGACUCCAUAGUAGUGUUGAAAAGCUGCGAACAGCUGUCUCCAUGGGCAGAAAACCUUCAAAUUGUUCGCAGAUGCAGCGAGUCCAUUGCUUGGAAAGCUUGUGCAAAUCCCAAAGGGAUAAGGUGGUCCUACACUGGAAGACCCGCGAAAAUUUCUAGUCCAUCAUGGAAUGAUACGAAGGACUCAAGUCCAAGUACGAACCAGCAGGUUCCUCCUGAUUGGUGGUUUGAAGAUGCCUCAAUCCUUAGGAUUGAUCACUUUGUUAGAGUGAUCACUGCCAUUAAGGUAAAGGGCAUGAGAUUUGAGUUGGUUGGUGCUGCAAUAAUGCAUUAUGCAACUAAGUGGCUACCAGGAUUGAUUAGUGACACUGCAAUCCCAGGUGAUGAAGCAAGCAACUGCAGUGUGAGUAACAGUAGUAGUAGUGGUGGUAGUAGCUGGAAAGGUGGACUUCAUAUGGUUGUGACUGGAACAAAGGAUGACAAUUCAUGUGUUCAAGCUAAAGAGCAAAGGAUGAUCGUUGAAAGCCUUGUCAGCAUUAUUCCACCUCAGAAGGACAGUGUCUCAUGCAGCUUCCUUCUUAGGCUCCUGAGAAUGGCAAUCAUGUUGAAGGUUGCACCUGCACUGGUCACUGAAUUAGAGAAAAGGGUGGGAAUGCAGUUUGAGCAGGCAACACUGGCUGAUCUUCUAAUUCCUUGUUAUAGUAAAGGGGAAACUAUGUAUGAUGUGGAUCUGGUUCAGAGGCUAUUAGAACAUUUUAUUGUUCAGGAGCAGACUGAAAGUUCGAGUCCUAGCAGACAGUCCUUUUCUGAUAAACAACAUAUGGGAAUGGGAUGUAUCCUAAAUGCGAAGGCAAGAGUGGCAAGGCUAGUUGACAGUUAUCUUACAGAGGUGUCCAGAGAUAGGAACCUUUCCCUGACCAAAUUUCAGGUACUUGCAGAGGCUUUGCCUGAGUCAGCUAGGACCUGCGAUGAUGGACUUUACAGAGCAAUUGAUUCCUACCUCAAGGCACACCCAACACUUUCUGAGCAUGAGAGGAAGCGACUCUGCCGUGUAAUGGACUGUCAGAAACUCUCCAUUGAUGCAUGCCUGCAUGCUGCCCAAAAUGAAAGGCUUCCAUUAAGGGUUGUAGUGCAAGUUCUUUUCGCGGAACAGGUAAAAAUAAGCAAUGCACUAGCCACCAGUUCUGUGAAAGAGGUUGAAUCUGAGAGUCAUGCAAUGGUAACAAACCGGAAAACACUUCUUGAAGGGACACCACAAUCAUUCCAAGAAGGAUGGACAGCUGCUAAAAAAGACAUCAACACACUUAAGUUUGAGCUUGAGAGUGUGAAAGCCAAGUACACGGAGCUUCAAAAUGAUAUGGCUAGUUUGCAGAAACAAUUUGAUAAGAUGCUCAAGCACAAGCAUACUUCUGCAUGGAGCAGUGGAUGGAAGAAACUCAGCAAACUUGGAAGGACGACCAAUUUAGUAGAAAAUCAGGAUGAUUCUCCCAAAAUUCCAGAUUCAAUAGAAAAUAACAGAAAAACUGCUAGAAGGUGGAGAAACUCAAUAUCCUGA
Molecule: messenger RNA, 2019 nt
Organism: Sphenostylis stenocarpa
Lineage: Eukaryota; Viridiplantae; Streptophyta; Magnoliopsida; Fabales; Fabaceae
Source: the annotation of a GenBank genome assembly